AUGGCAGCAAUUACAAACCUAGCCAAAAUGAUGCAAGUGAGCACUGUUGUGAUUACUCAUGCUAUGAAAAGGAUGGGGCAUGGGAAUGGAAAUGGUACUGGGAAUGAAGAAGGAACUGGGAACAACUUAAGAGUUUGGCCGAUGACUCUAGUUGCUUUUUUGAAGGUUAACCCGCUGACUUUUAAGGGAUCGACGAACCCUACUGUGGCAGACAGCUGGUUCCAAGCAAUGGAGCGUGUGUUACAAGCUCAACAUGUUUUGGAAAACCAGUUCUUGGAGUUUGCAGCAUAUUUGUUAUUGGGUGAGGCUAAGCACUGGUGGCAAAGAGAGUGCCGACUGAUGCAACUACAAAAUGAGGAUAUUCCCUGGGAGUUGUUUCAGACUAUCUUCUACAAGAAAUAUUUUUUGAAGUCAAUUAAGGAGGCAAGGGAGUUGGAAUUUAUGCAGCUGAAGCAAAUGUUUAUGACUAUAGUAGAGUACGCCAGAAAGUUUGAGGAACUUUGCAGGUUUUUGAGGAUUUUUAGGGUGCUCCCGAGUCCUACGAAGGUUGGAAAUACAUCAAAUACCAAGACAGCUCAGGAUAACAUUAUGAGUGCAGUGGCUCUGCUAGAGAUUAGGAGAUUCUCCGAGUUGGUGAACAAGGCGCGAGUUGUAGAGGACUGUGCCAAGAAGAUUGUUGUGGCAAGAGAUAAUUUUGAAGGUACCAACAAUCAAAGUCAUGGAGUGUACUUUCAACCGAGGGGACCGAACUUCAAAUGGAAUGGACAUGCCCCUCAGUAUCCUCAAGGUCAAGGAAAUUUCGGGAGGAAUAACAAUGCCCAGUUUCACUUGGAAAAGGGAAGCAGUCUAUGCUAUACUUGUGGACUAUCUAGACACAUUGUUAAGGACUGCCAUCGUGGGAAAAACCAAAUUGUGGGUCGGAAUCAACAACUAAUCCGUGUGUUUGCAUUGGAUGUGAGUGAUACGAUGAGAUCAGAUCCUCUGAUAAGAGGUAAGCGUAUAAAGUUGGUUUAG
Molecule: messenger RNA, 1014 nt
Organism: Arachis stenosperma
Lineage: Eukaryota; Viridiplantae; Streptophyta; Magnoliopsida; Fabales; Fabaceae
Exons: 1
Coding region: 1-1014 (337 amino acids)
Source: RefSeq, a predicted model, not a curated record